Messenger RNA from Acipenser ruthenus (sterlet), 5244 nucleotides. Its product is annotated as hepatic leukemia factor-like. Gene Ontology annotation, molecular function: RNA polymerase II cis-regulatory region sequence-specific DNA binding; DNA-binding transcription factor activity, RNA polymerase II-specific. The record is from RefSeq and is a predicted model, not a curated record. Gene Ontology annotation, cellular component: nucleus. The transcript is spliced from 4 exons. Gene Ontology annotation, biological process: regulation of transcription by RNA polymerase II. NCBI's taxonomy places the organism in Eukaryota, Metazoa, Chordata, Actinopteri, Acipenseriformes, Acipenseridae. Bases 558 to 1451 code for a protein of 297 amino acids.
CCAAUAAAGUGAUUACAGAACUAAUACAAAUGUUAAAAUAUAUGGAAAGCAUCGUGUGGUUGUGGUUUAUUCAAGGAGGUAUGAAUUGCAAUCAGAACUAAAAUGUGCAAAAAAGGCAGAGUUUUUAUCCACCUACACUUAUGUACACAAUGUUUUGCAAAUUAGAGAUUUAUUAUAAUGCUGUAGGUAAAACAGUAAGGUGACGUGAAACAAAAGCUUCAACUCCGAGGCUGCCUUUUCUCAGCUGUUGUGGGCGGUUCCACAGUUUGACGUCAGCGCUGUCAGGGUCUGCACAUGGAUUGCGAAUCCUCUGAGCUGUGGCUCAGUCUGCAGUCGGUUUUAACAUGUGCGCACGCACUGUUGUAAAUGUUUGGUGGGUGAGCUACAGGGGUUUUCUGGGUUAAUUAUUCAGAAUACUGAAUACCUGUCCAGGAUUAUUUAAAGGAUUUAAUUUUCAUAUAUAGGUGCAUAUAUAUAUAUACUUAAAAAAAACAUAUAUAUAUUUAUAAUUUUUUUUUUUUUAAAGAAGAUUUUUUUUCUUCUGUUCUGUACGAGAAAUGGAGAAAAUGGCUAGACCGAUCUCUGUAACCCCAACUUUCCAACCUCCGACGCAUGGGGUUCUGAAAUCGUUGCUGGAGAAUCCUGUCAAACUGUCCGUGCACCACGAAGAAGGUUUUGGGAAGGAGAAGGAGAAGGAGGAGAAAUUGGACGACGACGGUUCUGGCAGCAAUGUGCCGCAGUCUGCUUUCUUGGGUCCCACGCUGUGGGACAAGACCCUGCCUUACGAUGGGGACUGCUUUCAGCUGGAAUACAUGGACCUUGAGGAGUUUCUGUCGGAAAACGGGAUCCCAUCCGGCCCCAGCCAGCACAACCAGCACCAGCACCAGCAGCCUGCCCUGCCACUGGCGCCCGCACCCCCUCCCACCCCCUCCGUCAUGGACCUCAGCAAUCAGGCGUCCACUUCCGUUCACCAGGCCAUGAGCAACCAGAACUGCAUGCACAGCCCAGGCAGAGCAGUCCUGCCCUCGGCUCGCAACACUCCCAGCCCAAUUGACCCCGACAGCAUUCAGGUGCCCGUGGGCUACGAGCCAGACCCCGCGGACCUGGCCCUCUCCAGCGUCCCGGGACAGGAGGUGUUCGACCCACGCAAGCGCAAGUUCUCGGAUGAGGAGCUCAAACCGCAGCCCAUGAUCAAAAAGGCGCGCAAGAUCUUCAUUUCUGACGAGAUGAAGCAGGACGACAAAUACUGGGCAAGGCGCCGAAAGAACAACAUGGCGGCAAAGAGGUCGCGCGACGCCCGGCGACUGAAGGAGAACCAGAUCGCCAUCCGCGCCGGCUUCCUGGAGAAGGAGAACUCCGCGCUACGGCAGGAGGUGGCAGAGCUGAGGAAAGAGCUGGGCCGCUGCAAGAACGUCCUGUCCAAAUACGAGGCCAGGCACGGCCCCGUGUGAGAACGUCCUGUCCAAAUACGAGGCCAGGCACGGCCCCGUGUGAGAACGUCCUGUCCAAAAUCAGUAGCACCACCCCAAAACAAACCCGUCAUCUGGCACUUUAACAAAAGAAGAACAAUACAAAGUCCCGUUUUAGUUUUUUUGUUUUUUCAGCACUUUCAACCCUCUUGUAUCUUGAAAGGACGGUCAAGUGUUUUUUGUUUGUUUGUUUUUUUUACCUGAACUGAGAACCGUCGUAAACCUUUUUAUUUUUUUUUUCAAAUGCUGCUUCUGCAGACAUAUUAAAUCUACUUCCCGUCCCUGAUCUGUUCUUUCUGGUCUGUGCCCAUUACCCUUAAGGGUACACCUCCUUGUUUAAAAUGCCUCCCUUACCACUGUUAAGUGCACAAGACCUUUGGGGUUCCAGUGAUUUAGAGAGUGCAAGAUUAUCAUUUCUAGCUCGUUUUUUGUUGUAUUUUACAGCGGGUGAUUAUUUGUCUCUUGUCCUAACAUGCUUCUAUACGUGCUGUGAGUUUGAACACUAGCUACAUAAUAAGAUCCUUAUUUAUCUGUCUGUGCGUGCUUGUUUGUGUCAGGUGAAGAGGCAGCUCUUCCUAACAUCUCAGUGUGUGUGUGUGUAUAUAUAUAGAGAGAGAGGAUUGCUAGUAAUAGAAAACACAAGAGUGUUUCGGCACUAUUUAUAGCUCAAGCAAUAACCCCAUUGUAAUCUAAGGCAUGCAGUCUGGAUAUUACUUGUGGGCACAAAACGAAAUCCCUACAAAAGACUUCAUCUCCCCCUAAGACACAGGUAGCGCGCAAGUGUUUGAGGAGAUUGUGCUCAGCAUCAGUGCGCAGAGGGAUGGGAACUUUGAAACUUGCAGUUUGAGAACCUUUUCAUACACUGGCGCAACGUUUGAAACGAAUAACUUUUAAAAUGAAUUAUUGUGUUAAUUGUGUAUUAUAGGGCUCUUUUCACUAAGUUUUAACGCCUGGGUUAUUUCAAAGAGUGUGUUGUUAUGAAUAAAGUCAAGUCUAAUGUUCUGGAGUAUUGGUGGUUUCAUUACAAACAGUAAAAAACUGUUUUAUAAACAUCACACUUUAUUUAAUUCAUAAUAACAGACUUUGAACAAACAGCUCUUGAGUUGGAGCAUGUUGUUGUUUAUUAUUAUUAUUAUUAUUAUUAUUAUUAUUAUUAUUGUUAUAAUAAUGAUUAUUUUAGCAUGGUUUCUUUCCACAGUUGGAUUAAGUCUGAGUUCUACAUUUUUUAGAGCAUGGUUUAUAAGUAUCACACUUUUGAAUUCGUCUUUAUAGCUAUGUGUUUGCCUUCUUUUGGAUGCUGGUUGUGAGAUGAAUGUAAAAAGACAUAUUAACAUAUAAAUAUGUGGGCUGAUGUUGUCCUAUACUGUGGGUAAUCUAAUCGACUUGUCAAUCAAUUUGUUUACUACAGACCAAAAAAAAAAAAAAAAGAUAAAUAUUAUAAAAGAGAGAUUUAAUGUUUAUACAAAGCAAUUAUAUAGGUCAUUUUUUUACAGUAGUUUUCCAAUACAAAUACUGACAGUGCAUUUUAAGAGGCACUAAUAAAUAUAUAUAUAUAUAUAUAUAUAUAUAUAUAUAUAUAUAUAUAUAUAUAAUCAAACUCAAACAAUAGGUAUACUAUUUAAAUGUUAAAUCUAUAUUAUAUAAUCACAGAUAAUGUACAGAGAGACAUGCUUUCAGCUUGUUGGUACUCAUGCAGUACGUUUUUAAGUGGCAUCUCCAAUUCUGCAUUGCAUGGCUCAUCACCACGAUUCAUAUCAUAGGAAGGGUUCAAACAUUACAAUGAAAAGUCAUCUUUAGAUAGUGAGGCCUUCGGGUCACAAAGGGCAGCAGCGAAACGAUUUAGCAGUGGAGGUUUACUUCUUUGUUUUACAUAGAGACCUGAGAGAGAUUUGCUUCCCUUUUUAAACACACCGUUAUAUUGACACUGCAUUGCAUCAUUAUUGCAUUUUAUUUCACACGUGUGCGUGUGCGUGUGGUGCUCGUGCACGUGCGUGUGUGUGUGUGUGCUUGACCGGUGUCAUGCAUGAAAUAGUUAUAGUGAAAGUGGUUUCGACUGCCAGUGUUUCUGGAGGAAUGACCAUCCCUUGUUUACUGCUUAACAGUCAAUUGUUUGAGUUUCAAGUGCUGUAAUAAACACAUAAUCUCAUGAACCCUGACACGGUACAGCUGACAGGCCUAUUGGUGGUUUUUAAAAGUGCUGGAAUUCAGUUUCCUUAUAAGAUUUAUAAAAAAAAACUAUAUAUAUAUAUAUAAUUUCUAUUUUUGUGUGUGCAGAUUUCCUCUGCCAUCGUAUGUUUUACUGGAUAAAAAUAAUGCAUGUAGUGUAAUUUUUUGUUUUGUUUUAUAGCAAAUCAAGAGGCUUAGUUUUAAAAGUUGAAAAAAAAAGUAACUCAGGGCAGCUGGGAGAAUUCGAAUGUUUUAACUAGGCAUUAUACCAGUGUUUGUUUACGCAGGUGUUUGUCUUCUUGUUGGUGACUUGGUAUUGCUCUGCUCGUUUCCUUUGCGUCCCAGGAGUGAUGUCUAAUGCAGGGCUGCAGAGUCUAACUUCUUGUGGUGAUAAGAUCUUCAGAAAUCUGUAGUUACAUUUUCUUGUUGAGGCUGUUUUCAGAAACCGGAAGGUGAUGAUUGUGAUUGCGAGAUGCAAGUCGGGUCAAACUAAUUCCGUCAGGGAAUUGUCUCGUGCCUCAAGACGAUCUGAACAGGGGAUCAUGCCAGAAUGAGUUAGCAUUACUGUCCUUGUGAAACCCACGCUAGCCCUGCCCCCAGUCCUGGAUUUCAUAAUCAGACCCCUGCUAAAUCUACUCUGAGCUGCACUUCUCAUCACAGUCAGAUUGAAGUCUGUAGGGUUACUGUUUGGAGUUGUUCAAGCCGCUAUAAGGAGGGUACAAAUAAUUUAACUUGGGUCUGAUUGCACACACCCCUGCGUCCUGAUGAAGUAAAUAAUACAGCUAAUUGAGGGUAGCUCUGAAACCUGGGACUAGAUGCAGGGCGAGUGUGAUCCCGAUAGCCCUGCCUCGUAUAAAGCAUAUAACUCUGAUUCUGAGUCUGUUCAAGUGCCUUGUAAUUCAGUGUCUUUUACAAAUGGCUUGGAGAGACCCAGAACUUCAGGGCUGUCCAGUCUAGCAGUCUCUGACUUUCAUUUUGACCCUUUUAGAGGCUCAAAUAAAAAUGCAAUUUUUUAUUUGAUUUUUUCCUCCACCUUCCCCUUACCUAAUUGCAAACUUUCUGAUCGAGUUGUUUCACUCUGAUAUUAGAAUCAUUAUUCUCUGGAUCCAACUGUAAACCCCUAGUCACGACUUCUUCUGAGAACUUCCUGAUUCCAAAGAAAUCACGUGAUCAACUGCUGGCCCCACCCUCAUCAUUCUAUUACUAUAGGAGUCAGCAGAGCUGAAAGGGCACUGCAUUGUGGGUUUCAUUUGGAAUCAGGAAGUACUCAGAAGGAGCCGGAAACUAGGAUUCUGCAGGCUCAGGCAAUGUUGAUUCCGAUAUAAAAGAACAGUUUGAAUUCCAUGUUGGAGCAAUAUAACUCUACUCAGAGGGUAUGCAUGUAAAUAGUAUCUGAAGCUAUUUACCUUUAGAAUUAUUUUUGUAUAAUCUCAGUGGAAAGAUUACCAUUGUACUUCUGGCAACGCCACUAGACUGCAUCAGCGAGAAGGGUACAUAAAAGAGAAGACCAUUUUAGUUUGUGUUGGAUGCAAAGACUGUGCAGCCCAGGCCCUCUUCAUGUCUGUACUUUGUGUUUAAUAAUAAACUCUUUACAGUUUCUUCUCUCAAA